AUGUCUUACUUGGGACCCGAAUUGAACAUGGAGAAUUUUUCGUGGGCAGUUUUGCUGCUGGUGCCCAUUUAUGUGAUCGUGCAUUUUGUCCGUAAUUACUUUGCCCUUCGAGGACGAGAUUUUCCUGGUCCUUGUUUAGCCAAGUUCACCAAUUUCUGGCGGCUACGCGCGGUCUACAGAGGGAACUUUGAGCACGUCCUGUAUGAUCUACAUUUGAAACACGGCGAUGUAGUGCGCAUUGGACCCCGAUGCCUCAGUAUCUCGAACCCGGCUGCCAUCGAAGGAAUAUAUGGAGUCAAGACUGAUUUUAAAAAGAGUGAUUAUUACAAUGUUAUGCAAGCAGUCGAAAACGGGAAAAUCAUCCCGACGCUUGUCACCACAAAGGAAAAGAGUGGCCAUGCAGCUCUGAAGCGACCGAUCGCGAGCGCGUUCAACAUGUCCAGCAUGAUGAAAUAUGAGCCAUUUGUGGAUGAUACUAUUGUCACCUUGGUUAAAAAACUCAACGAGAAAUUCGUAGUCGAGGAUCUACCUUGCGAGAUUCAUAAAUGGAUUCAAUACUUUGCAUUUGAUGUUACCGGAGAGCUCACCUUUAGCCGGCCCUUUGGAUUUCUCCAACAAGGGAAAGACGUUGGAGGCCAAAUUCAAUCAGUGGUGCAGGCAUUCGUCUAUUUUGGUGUCGUCGGCCAAAUACCUAUCAUUGACUAUUAUCUCACUAAGCAUCCUAUAAUCAACCGGCUCAUGAAAAUAAAGAAUCCGUAUAUCGAUGCAGCGACGGCUAAACUGCAGGAGCGGAUGGAAGAAUCAGAGGUAAUCAAGGACAACAACAGACAAGAUUUGGUCAGCCAAUUUCUUGAGGCCAAAGAAAAGCACCCGGGAAAAGUCACUGAUCAAGAAUUGAUUGGCUACGUGAUGACUAUGCUUAUUGCAGGCAGUGAUACAUCCAGCGUCGGUCUCCGCGCUAUGGUGUAUUUCUUGGCUAAGUAUCCGGAUGUACAAAGACGACUUCAAGUCGAAUUGGAUAGUGUCGGGAAUCUCAAGUUCCCAGUUGCCUGGAAAGAGACACAGAACAUGCCCUACCUGGACGCGGUAAUCAAGGAGUCGCUGCGUGUGCACCCGGGUGGUUCAGUGAUUCAGGAGCGAGUCGCUCCAGAGACUGGGUAUCAGCUGCCUGAUGGCCGCUUCGUGCCGGCAGGAACCAUUGUCGGCAUCGCAGGGUGGAACAUCAGCCGGCGCAAAGAAUUUUACGGCGAUGAUGUGGACACUUUCAAUCCAGAUCGUUGGCUACGUGGCGCCACCGAGAGUGAGGAACUUUACCAGAUACGACUGGGUGGAAUGAAAAAGGCGGACAUGACUUUUAGCCAUGGUCCGCGUGUCUGUAUUGGAAAGAACAUUGCGCUGAUGGAGGCCUAUAAGCUGAUUGCCACAAUCUUCGGGCUUUUUGAAGUGCGACUUGAGAAUCCCGACAAAGAGUGGACCGUGACCAGUGCCACUAUGAUGUCGCAGUCUGACAUGGAUGUCCGAUUUGAAUGGAGACAGGGGCAUAGUGUGAUUGAUCUAGGGCGUUAG
Messenger RNA from Talaromyces rugulosus, 1566 nucleotides. RefSeq lists its product as uncharacterized. The record is from RefSeq and is a predicted model, not a curated record. The transcript has 4 exons. The coding region runs from base 1 to 1566 and encodes 521 amino acids. Lineage: Eukaryota; Fungi; Ascomycota; Eurotiomycetes; Eurotiales; Trichocomaceae. Gene Ontology annotation, molecular function: monooxygenase activity; iron ion binding; heme binding.